This is a messenger RNA of Perkinsus marinus ATCC 50983, 351 nucleotides long. RefSeq lists its product as hypothetical. The record is from RefSeq and is a predicted model, not a curated record. The coding region runs from base 1 to 351 and encodes 116 amino acids. The transcript is spliced from 4 exons. Lineage: Eukaryota; Perkinsozoa; Perkinsida; Perkinsidae.
AUGUUACGGGCAGAAGAAGCAUAUAUAGAGGAUAUACUGUAUGGAUAUGGGGACGAGGGCUGGCUGGAUGGUGACGACGACGAGGAUAUGCUCACUGAUGAGGAAGUCCAAGAUGCUGAACUGGAAUGUGGGUUGACGACUCGUGAGCUCAUGGACAUCCUCUCGAGGGACAUCACUACGGACGAUUAUGAUACGUUGUUGAAAUUGGACGAUCGGGUGCCACCAAAGACGGCUAAAGCAGAAUUCAUCACCAAUUUGAGAGUCCUAUCGAGAGCCGAGGUCAUGGCCCUGGUCACUGCCUCUGGUCCUCCUGAGAAGUGUAUGCCUCUGCCCACUCUUGGAAGCAGUUGA